AAGAGAAGGAGAGGAGGAGAGCAAGGACCAUGUUGUCUAUGAGCUGUGUGGACCCCUGGCCUGAGGGCUCCAUAGGCCUGGAGGAGGAAGUGGUCACUGCAGCCGCCCAGGCGGAGGAGCUGGAUCAGAACCCGAGCCCAACCCAGAGCGGCCCGGCCUGGAGCUCCAGCGCCCAGGACAUCGCCCCCUGCUGCCCCGGAGGAGGCACAGCGCCCAGCUCCAUCUCCAGCUCGCUGUGUCUGGACGACAGCCUGACCAGCCUGCAGUGGCUGCAGGAGUUCUCCAUCGUGAGCGCGCCGCACGUCGCACUCUCCUCCCACCACCAGGGGCCACUAGUGGGCAUCGACGCGCCCUCCUCGCCGCUGGCCGGUGACCCUGCCACCACCAUGGGCACCCCGCUCACCCCUGGCAAGCCCACGGCGGCGUCCUUCUACCGGACGCCCCUGCCCUGCCUGGUGACCCACGGGCACUGCCCGGACGAGGUGGACUACAAGAGCAACCCGCACGUGAAGCCGCCGUACUCGUACGCCACACUCAUCUGCAUGGCCAUGCAGGCCAGCCAGAAGGCCAAGAUCACGCUGUCCUGCAUCUACAGCUGGAUCACCGACAACUUCUGCUACUUCAGGCACGCGGACCCCACCUGGCAGAACUCCAUAAGGCACAACCUGUCGCUGAACAAGUGCUUCAUCAAGGUGCCGCGGCAGAAGGACGAGCCGGGGAAGGGCGGCUUCUGGAAGAUCGACCCGCAGUACGCCGAGCGCCUGCUGAGCGGCGCCUACAAGAAGCGCCGCAUGCCGCCCGUACGGAUCAACCCCGCGCUGCAGGCCAGGCUGCGUCUGCCCGCGACCUCCACCGCCACCACCUCCGACCCCGCGACCUCUGACCCCACGACCUCCGGCGGAGGGCUUCCGGGGGUGCUGAGCGUGAGCCCCGAGUCCCAGCUGCUUCUGCAGGAGUUCGAGGAGGCGACGACGGGCCUGGGCCGGACCCGGGACCCGCACCUGACGGAGGCAGCCGUACUCUGGGGGACGGGCCGAGGGGUCAGCGGCGGCGUCGGAGGGGCGGGAGGGCCGCGGGGGCGGAAGAGGAAGCAGCUGGGCGGGGCUAGGACAUCGUCCAAAGCCCCUCGCCGCUCCAGCUCGCCGCUGCUGUCCACGGAGGAACAGCGCGAACUGGGCGCGCUCAAGGGCAGCUUCGACUGGGACGCCCUGCUCGACUCCGCCCUCAACGGCGAGCUCAGCCUGGACGAAGGGGGGCCGCUCAGCCCCAUACCCCCCCACCACCACGACCAGCGCCAUGACGACCACCAGGAGCUCGCCGUGCACGGCACGCACAUCGGCCUCGGCCCCCUGCAGGCUGGCGGUGGGACUGCGGCCAGCGACGGACCCCGAGGGGUCAUCGGGGGCGUCGGGGACCUGGAGGAGGAGACGUACCUGGCCACGGCCUUCCUGCAGGACCCCUGGCCCGAGGAAGAGGAAGUGGAUGGCGGGGCCACCAGGGUGGACUUCCUGUGCAGCUCCACGGUCAACAUCGAGCAGCUGUUCGACCUGGGUGACUCGCUUGGGGGAGACAUCAGCAGCAAGAUCGAGUCUUUACUCUGAGGAGAGAGGGAGAGAGAGAGGGAGAGAGAGAAAGAGAGAUUUAAAGAAAGAUAUUCUACCCUGACACUGAGUGCAAGAGAAACUGUUUAUAAAGAAAAUAAAAAAGGACUAUUUCCCCCUUUUGAAAGCUGUUCAUGUAGACAAGGUAAAAGACUAUUUGCCCUCUUGAAAACUGUUUAUAAAGACAAAGGAAAAAACUAUUUCCCCUUCUAACUGUUUAUAAAGAUGUCCCUUUUCCCUUGAGAGACUAAUUCUCCCCUUGAAGCAACCGUUUAAGCUUGAUCAUGCUACGCCUGCAUGCACAUGCAAUAUAUACAUUUAUUAAGACUUUUUUUUAGCUUGAUUUGUAAAAUAGGCUUUGAUGAUUUUUGUAUUACUGAAGCCACUGAUCAAAUAUAUGCCCAAUGGUAAUUGUUUUAUAUCCAUGAUAAUCUUUUAAUUAGAUUUUUUUUUUUUUUAACGGUCUGCUAGGGCUAGGGCUAGCUAGCGCUACGGCUAGGGCUAGCUAUUGCUAGGGAGACAGGGAUAGGGAGGAGACUAAAAUUGAGAAGGGACCAACUCACGGACACCACUGAUCACUGAUCAAACUAAAUUCCUCCCCAAAAAGCCAAGUUUUUACCCUUCAGUAGGAUACAGAGCUAGCCUAGCGGGCAUUGAUAAUGAUAUGAAGGUUACAACAGGAACUAAUUCACCAGAGCUAGCCUAGCAGGCAGUGGAGAUGAUAUGGUGGUUACAACAGGAACUAAUGCACCAGAGCUAGCCUAGCAAGCAGCUUUUAGGUAUGAGGAUUGCAAAAGGAACUAAUGCACCAGAGCUAGCCUAGCAAGCAGCUUUUAGAUAUGAGGAUUGCAAAAGGAACUAAUGCACCAGAGCUAGCCUAGCGGGUUUUAGAUAUGAGGAUUGCAAAAGGAACUAAUGCACCAUAGCUAGCCUAGCGGGCAGGUUUUAGAUAUGAGGAUUGCAAUAGCAACUGAUUAUAGGCUACUAGAGGUAAUCAAAGGAGAUCUGGCCAAUGAGAUCUCUCACAGAGCAAUAGUUCUGUUUUCUCCUUCUCUGUGAGUAUGCAAAGCCCGCACACUGAGAGCAAGAUUACUAUAAGGAAGUAUGUUUGAUGAUGAAGGUUAUUAUAUCACUUUUGGAGUCUUCUAAGUGGUAGAACUCUGUUGUCUGUCAUCAUUUAUCCUGUUGUGUUGAGCAUUAUAAUAUCAGAAGGUGUGACAGUGGUGAUUGAUGAUGUAUGAUUAUUCAUACAUUUCUCUGUGUUUGAUUCUCUGAGAUUGCUAUCUUUGAUAUGACAAACUUAUCGUUUAUGUAUCAGUGAUACAUUGUGAGGUAUUCCUCUGUUCUUAAUGCUCUGAUAUCAGGUGCAUUGUGAUGUAUUGGGAUAUUUUACUGAUAAAUUGGGAUAUUUUACUGAUAAAUUGGGAUAUUUUGAUACCGUGUGACAUGGGCACUGCUGAGUUAAGACAGAGGGAAAACCGCCCAGUGCCAAACAGUCUGUGUGAGUGAUCACAUGAUGGAUGCGGACCAAUGGGAGUCUGUGUUGGGGAUCACAUGAUGGAUGACCAAUGGGAGCCUGUGUUAGGGAUCACAUGAUGGAUGAGGACCAAUGGAUGCUCUUACCUUCAUAUCGGUGCUUGCAUGGGUCAUAUAUGGUUUAGUUUUCACAUAUAAACGUACAUGGACUGAUAUGGGCCGAUGAACUGAAUAAUGAAGGGAAACUGAUUUGAUUCCACCAUGUCUGCAUGACAUUCAUCUUAUACGUCCAAGAGAGAGAUUUAGAUUCUAGAUCCAUGUGAUUUAGAUACCAGAUCCAUGUGUUUUAGAUUCUAGAUCCAUGUGUUUUAGAUCCUAGAUCCAUGUGAUU
Molecule: messenger RNA, 3468 nt
Organism: Alosa sapidissima (American shad)
Lineage: Eukaryota; Metazoa; Chordata; Actinopteri; Clupeiformes; Clupeidae
Gene: foxj1a
Product: forkhead box J1a
Exons: 2
Coding region: 30-1601 (523 amino acids)
Biological process (GO): regulation of DNA-templated transcription
Molecular function (GO): sequence-specific DNA binding; DNA-binding transcription factor activity
Source: RefSeq, a predicted model, not a curated record